Molecule: messenger RNA, 1367 nt
Organism: Branchiostoma belcheri (Belcher's lancelet)
Lineage: Eukaryota; Metazoa; Chordata; Leptocardii; Amphioxiformes; Branchiostomatidae
Product: nischarin-like
Exons: 4
Coding region: 66-830 (254 amino acids)
Source: RefSeq, a predicted model, not a curated record
UGACCUUUGCUCAGGCGAGAGAUAUCUGCAGGAGACAGCAGAGGCCGCUUGUCAUCAUCUUUGGGAUGACAGACACUGCAGCUGGAACAAGUCUUGAGAGGUACACCAGGGACGAGGGGUUCUUGAACCUAGUGAGUCAUACGGCAGCAGGCACAGGGAGUCCUGCGCUCCAUAUACACCUGCUGCCAGGAUCAGAAGAGGGCAAAGAGUUCAUGGGGAGAUAUGGCAUCACAGAAGCCGAAAUGCCAGCACUGGUGGCAAUAGCUGACUGGAACUUGCCAGAGUCACCAGUCAUAAUGAAAAGCAGAGAUAAUGGAGAGAUGCAGGAGCACAUAGACCUUACUGCAUUUGUGGCUGGACCUGCCCCCGUGGACGGACCUGCCCCCGUGGACGGACCUGCCCCCGUGGACGGACCUGCCCCUGUGGACGGACCUGCCCCCGUGGACGGACCUGCCUCCGUGGACGGACCUGCCCCUGUGGGUGCGCCCGUUCCCGUGGGUGCGUCUGUUCCCAUGGGUGUGCCUGUUCCCGUGGGUGCGCCCGUCCCCGUGGGUGCGCCUGUUCCCGUGGGUGCGCCUGUUCCCGUGGGUGCGCCUGUUCCUGUGAGUGCGCCCUUUCACUUGACCCGACCGAUGCUGGGACAGGUGCAGGCACAGUUGCGGGCACAGGCACUUGGGAGAUUGUGGAUGCAUGCACAGGCACAGCUGAGGAUGCCGAGGAUGCCUGGGCACAGAGUGUGGUCGCAUCCAUACAGGAGAGCAGCAAACAGCUUCCCUUCACACAUGUCACAUCACACUUAUGUAGCGCGCCCUAGGGGACCACCACAGUGAAAGGUUGUAUUGAGGAAAACUAAGUGCAGUAGUAUGAAGGAGUUACACAGUUAAGCAGGGGAGCUGUGGGAACACUGACUGCAGAAAAGUUUGAUAGGGUACUGAAAUACAAGAAACAUGUGUAAACAUGAUGAUAUAAUAUUUUCAUUGUAAACUUGUUAACAAAAUAGAUGAAAACAUGUUUAUUCAGCUUGCUUGUAACACCUAGAAUAAAGGCUGGUGGCGGUUUACUUACCUUUUAUCAUUUUUUUUUAAUUUCAAAGAGUAGUAUCAUAGAAAAUGAAGACUUCAACGACAGUGGGUGUGCCUAUAGCUAUGUCUUACUCUACCAUGAUUGUAGAUGCAACAUUCACGUCUGAACUAUAACAUGAGAAAGUCAUAAGAACCCAUAUGUCCAAAAGAAAUGUAAAUGUCAGAUUGCAAUCAUAUAUACAUGUACAGAGAGAUGGGUGUCAAGUGAAAAGUUGAACCAGACACAUAAGCCUGUAAUCACCCUGUGGUCCUCAGGAGCACAUUUUUGCCACACUCAGCAUAAUA